AUGCUCCCAUGUGGACACACCUUCUGCCUCUCCUGCAUCCGCACGGUGUGGAACACCGACCUGUCCGCUGAAGGCCCCUUCUUCUGCCCCGAGUGCCAGAUCCUGCUUCCUUCAGACCUGACCCUGGAGGUGGAGCCCACUCUCCAGGCAAAGACAGCGUCCGUCGCCAUCAGAACCUGCCUCACCUGUGACGCCUCCCUGUGCCGGGCCCAUGCAACGCUCCACCAGCAGAGGGCAGUGCUGCGGCAGCACGUGCUGGUGGAGGUGACCAGAGACCCCCUCUCUCUGAAGUGCAGGGAGCACCAAGAGCAGCUCAAGCUGUUCUGUGUGGAGGAGCAGCUUCCUGUCUGCUCCCUCUGCUUGCUGGUGGGGCGGCACCAACACCACCAGGCCCUGCAGCUGCAGGACGCCAGCGCAGAGCUCAAGAAGAUGUUGGACACCACGAUGACCCAGCUGCUGCAGAGAAGGAUGUCAGCAGAGCAAGCCAUUAAGGACCUGGAGGCCUUGUACACAGAGACAAUGAAGUCUACUGCAGCCUUCAGGAGCAGAAUCUCUGACAAGUACAGCAGGAUUCGAGGUCUGAUUGAGGAAGACGAGAACCUGAUGGUGAAGAUGGUGGACUCAGAGGAGGUGUUCAUCUCAGAAUGGCUGGAGGCUCAGAGGCAGGUCUUGGAGGAACAGAUCAAGGAGUCCGACAGUCUGAGAAGCACCAGCAUGUCUCUGAUCCAAGAAACAAAUGACUUGAUCUUCCUGCAGCGGAUCACGGCACAUGGGCUUGGGAGAACUCUGGACCUGCCACCACUCAGGGAGGUGGAGAAGCAGAUCUGCAGCCCCGAGAAGCUGAGGACCAUCGAGCGCCUGGUGGAUGCCCUGACCUUGGCCUUGUCUCAGCACUUCCCAAGGAUGUGGUCAUAUCUUAGAGCGCUCACCCUGGACCCCAGCACUGCCCACCCCCAGCUGCUGGUGUCCCAGGACAGGCAGCAGGUCCGCUGGGGAACCCAACCCAGCGCUGGGGCCCCGGGCUGUGGACGCCAGGACGCCCAGUACAGCAUCCUGGCCCGGGAGUCCUUCUCUACUGGCCGGCACUACUGGGAAGUGCUGGUCCAGGAGAAGCCCUUCUGGCUGAUCGGUACAACCACCGGGGCGACUGGUUCCCAAGAGGGAGGCCCCACCAAGGGGCUCGCAGACCAGAAGAAGGCGUCCUGGUGCAUCUACCAUGGAGAUGGGCAGUACCUGGCGUGCCACAAUGCCCAGGAGACCCUGCUGUCUGUAGGGAGUAGGGUUGUCAAGCUGGGCAUGAUGGCUGACCUCCAGCAGGGGGCGCUGUCGUUCUAUGAUGCCGACACGCUGACAUUGCUGCAUCGGUUCUGCGUGCCCUGCCUGGAGCCCCUCUACCCCAUGUUCAACCCUUGUAUCAACAUGAACGAUCACAACAGACAGCCCCUCACGCUGUUUCGUCUCAGAGAUGCUGAUAGGUCGAGGAGCGUAGGGGGAGGAGCGGCAGGAACAUCGCAGUCACCAUCUUAGG
This is a messenger RNA of Hypomesus transpacificus, 1528 nucleotides long. RefSeq names its product E3 ubiquitin-protein ligase TRIM11-like. Lineage: Eukaryota; Metazoa; Chordata; Actinopteri; Osmeriformes; Osmeridae. The coding region runs from base 1 to 1527 and encodes 508 amino acids. The transcript has 7 exons. Gene Ontology annotation, molecular function: zinc ion binding. The record is from RefSeq and is a predicted model, not a curated record.